CUGCCCAGACACGUGGCUGGACAGAAGUUGGUAGGAGACUGCGGAGCGGACAGACCUGGAGGAGCCUCAGCCGCCGUGAUUAACCUUGAGGAUGAAGAGGAUGACAUUGCUCCGGUGGCUGAUAUUCCUGACCCCCUGGGGAGUCGCAGUUGCUGAACUAGGGAGGUUUUGGCACAUCUCUGACCUGCAUCUGGACCCCAACUACACCGUAUCGAAAGACCCCUUUCAGGUGUGUCCAUCAGCCCAAUCUCGGCCUGUUACAAAUCCCGGCCCUUGGGGUGACUACCUCUGCGACUCUCCUUGGGCCCUUAUCAACUCCUCCAUCUACGCCAUGAAGGAGAUGGAGCCAAAGCCAGACUUCAUUUUCUGGACAGGGGAUGACACCCCACACGUCCCCAAUGAGAGCCUGGGGGAGGCAGCCGUGUUGGCAAUCGUGGAACGCCUGACCAACCUCCUCAGGGAGGUCUUCCCAGAUACUAAAGUCUAUGCUGCACUGGGAAAUCAUGACUUUCACCCGAAAAACCAGCUCCCAGCAGAGAGCAACAGCAUCUACAGUCGGGUGGCGGCAAUGUGGAGACCCUGGCUUAGCCAUGAGUCCUUCGCUCUCUUCAAAGGAGGUGCCUUCUAUUCUGAGAAGUUGCCGGGUCCUGGCAGGGCGGGGCGAGUUGUGGUCCUCAAUACCAAUCUGUACUACAGCAGCAAUGAGCAGACAGCCGGCGUGGCCGACCCCGGCCAGCAGUUUCAGUGGCUGGGAGAUGUGCUGAGCAAUGCGUCUCGGGACGGGGAGAUGGUGUACGUUAUCGGCCACGUGCCCCCAGGCUUUUUUGAGAAGACACAGGGGAAGGCCUGGUUCCGAGAAAGCUUCAACGAACAGUACCUGAGGGUGGUCCAGAAGCACCAUCGUGUCAUAGCGGGCCAAUUCUUCGGGCACCAACAUACUGACAGCUUCCGGAUGUUCUACGACAACGCAGGUGUCCCCAUAAGCGUCAUGUUCCUCACCCCUGGGGUCACCCCGUGGAAGACCACAUUACCUGGAGUGGUCAAUGGGGCCAACAAUCCGGGCAUUCGUCUCUUUGAGUAUGAUCGAGUGACACUCAACCUGCAGGACGCGGUGACCUACUUCCUGAACCUGAGCCAGGCCAGUGCACACGAGACCCCACGCUGGGAGCAGGAGUACCGCCUGACAGAGGCCUACCAGGUGCAGGAUGCAGGCACGGGCUCCAUGCACACGGCGCUGACCCGAAUCGCCAGCGAGCCUCACAUCCUGCAGCGUUAUUACGUCUACAACUCGGUCAGCUACGACCAUUCCACCUGCGGGGACAUCUGCCGCGCCGAGCACGUGUGUGCCAUGCAACAGGUGGCCUUCGGCACUUACGCUACCUGCCUGCGUGGCCUGGGCACCCAGCUGGUGCCUGGUUUCCCGCUGGUCCUGGCCCUGCUGCCCAGCCUGCUCGUGUUGGCGGUGCUGUGACUGCGGGCACUGCCAGCCUACCCUCCCAGCCAGGGACAUCUUUCUCCUGGUAACAUUGGGCAACGUCAUCCCAUGUAGAGAUAAACUUUGCCAUCGGUCUCCCCCGUCUGCGGAGAGUAAAUGGCAUGGGACCUUUGGGUUCACCAGAGAGGUCCCUACGAAGCUCGCUGCUUCCAAGUUUCAUGUUUUAGCCACAAAACAUGCACGUGGUACACGCCUUUGUCCUUUA
Messenger RNA from Psammomys obesus (fat sand rat), 1700 nucleotides. RefSeq names its product sphingomyelin phosphodiesterase acid like 3B (gene Smpdl3b). The transcript has 8 exons. Gene Ontology annotation, molecular function: sphingomyelin phosphodiesterase activity. Bases 92 to 1471 code for a protein of 459 amino acids. Gene Ontology annotation, biological process: sphingomyelin catabolic process. The record is from RefSeq and is a predicted model, not a curated record. NCBI's taxonomy places the organism in Eukaryota, Metazoa, Chordata, Mammalia, Rodentia, Muridae.